This is a messenger RNA of Plenodomus lingam JN3, 2517 nucleotides long. RefSeq lists its product as uncharacterized. The record is from RefSeq and is a predicted model, not a curated record. NCBI's taxonomy places the organism in Eukaryota, Fungi, Ascomycota, Dothideomycetes, Pleosporales, Leptosphaeriaceae.
AUGGGAUUAUUCCAAUUGACUUUUGUUCUUUUAUUGAGCGUUGCCUCGGCUGCAUCAAGCACUUCCCUCUCACCACGUAUUGAUUCUAGCGAAGUGGGCGAUCAUUCCGCUGUUCGCGUACGACUCCUUCCAGCUUCAGUUCGUAACUCACCAGAUGAAGACUUUGCUACAUGGACUGUACCAAAUGCUGCUUCCACAAUCUUUGAGACUGGCAACCUCGCUGCCAAUCUUACAUUUGAACUCGCCGCUGGCGGCGGCAAACUGAGCGGUAACUCCAACAAAAUUGUCUACACACGCCCGAUCGCUUCUCUGGGCGAACGCGUCGUCUCGGCAGGAAUUUCUACCCAGUCAGAUAGUGGUGACAAUGUUGGAGGCGUGGCCAUCACACUACGCAUCACAGGUCUGGAGAGUGGUCAACAUUCGAUUCUUACUUGGCACAAUGCGUGGGACCAGCAAAAUGAGACAGCCGCGGUGAACAUCAAGAUCGACGACAAAGAAGCUGCUACAAAUGUUAAGCAAUCAACCCGGGUGGAUAACAUUUGGGAGUCGGGUGCGUCAUAUCUGAAGUUCAACGCUACAUCAGGAAAGCCUGUCCAUAUUGUCUAUACGCCCAACACCAGUGCCGACGGUCGGGUCUUUCUCAAUGGGUUUGAGAUUGAUACUCCGUCGCUUGACGAGCAGAUCCGCUUUCCUAGUCCUAAUCAUCGCAAUGAAAGAGUCGAGAUGGAUGAGGGAGUGUCCUCUGUCACUGCAUCCUGGACAGGCGCUCGGCCAGGAAAUGUUUCAUACGACGUAUACUUUGGAACAUCGAGGGAGAGACUUGAGAAUGUAGCGAAAGGGCUGUCGGAAACUAGUACCACCCUUUCCAACAUCAACACCCAAGAUACGUAUUACUGGCGAGUUGACGUGGUAGCAGAAGGAAAGGUUUACCAGGGCCAUGUAUACAUGUUCCGCCGUGCGCAGCUGGCAUUCCCUGGAGCUGAGGGCUAUGGACGGUUCGCUCGUGGUGGAAGAGGUGGAAAAGUUGUUCAUGUGACAUCUCUUGAAGAUAACGAAGCAGAGGGUACACUUCGUUAUGCUUUGUCAAAGGCCACGGGACCUCGGACCAUAGUUUUCGAUGUCGGUGGUGUGAUUACCACGACGUCUCGCAUCUCGGUCAACGGUCAAUACAUCACGUUGGCCGGGCAGACAGCGCCAGGGAAGGGCAUAGUCAUUCAAGGACACCCACUCGGACUUAGCGGCGCAACUGAUGUUAUCUUUCAACAUAUCCGCGUGCGGCCAGGUACAGUCUCGAAUCAAACCAUUGAUGGAAUGGGGAUGCAAGGCUCAAAUCAUGCCAUCUUUGACCGCUGCAGUCUAGGCUGGACCAUUGAUGAGUCUUUCUCGUCACGGAGUGCACAAAACAUCACCCUCCAGCGCAGUAUGAUCAGCGAGCCCCUCAACAUCGCAGGCCACAAGAACUACCCCGAGGGCAAAGCCCAUGGCUUCGCGGCCUCUAUCGGCGGAGACGUGGGAUCCUUCCAUCACAAUCUGAUUGCACACGCCGAGGGUAGAAGUUGGAGCAUGGCCGGUGGCGUGGACUCCAACGCUCAUUUUGCUGGCAAGCUGGACAUCCGCAAUAACGUUGUUUACAACUUCGGCAGCCGUGUAACAGACGGCGGAACGCAUCAGGGCCAAUUCGUAUCGAACUUGUACAAGCAGGGGCCCGCUUCAAACCUCACGUACGCCCUACGUGCACAAUACGAAGACGGGCUUCCAGGUACACAGCAGUACUACUGUGCCGGAAAUGUUAUGCCUGGCAUAUUUGAUGAGACUGAUAUCCAGUAUGUUGAUGACGGGACAGGCCAAAAGCAAAGAAUAGCAUGCUAUGCCGACGUCACAAUCGACAGAGUUGACUACCGCAAGUUUGUCGAUGAACCCUUCUUCGAAAGCUACGUCACAACACAGUCAGCUACAGAGGCCUACAAGAUCGUACUGAGUGAUAGCGGUGCUUCACAGCCCGUCCAAGAUGACCACGACAAACGUAUUGUCCUGGAGACGCUCAACGGCACGGCAACUUACACGGGAAGCAGAGGCAAGAAACCAGGCAUCAUCGAUAACCCCACCGAUGUUGGUGGACUCGAAGACUUCCCAUCCGUCCAGCGGCCAGGAACCUGGGACGCUGAUGGAGAUGGCAUUGCAGAUUGGUGGGAUGGCUCAACGGGCGGAGAGGGUUACACGCCUCUGGAAGGCUACCUCCAUUUCAUGGCUGAGCCUCAUAUCUUCGUCAAGCCAUCCGGCUCUGCCACAAUCGAUCUAGCUGCAUUGGCACGAGGCUUUGUAAAUCCCGCUUUCUCAGUUGAAGGUAUUAAACAUGGGAAUCUUGAGAUCUCGGGCUCCGUUGCUACGUAUACUGCGAGUGGUACAGGUAUCGAGCGACUCACAGUGUCGGUUGAAGACAGUGCUGGUAGUAAAUGGUCCAGACCGUUUGGCAUUGCUAUUUAUGAAGGAGAGACGGCGAGGACGUCAAAUGUGUAG